Molecule: messenger RNA, 1554 nt
Organism: Lactuca saligna
Lineage: Eukaryota; Viridiplantae; Streptophyta; Magnoliopsida; Asterales; Asteraceae
Source: the annotation of a GenBank genome assembly
CGGACUGAUUUCUGAUUAUUGCGAGAGGAAAUGGGAACGAGAACGAACUUCUACAAGAACCCUUCUUUUACAUAUAACAAAGAUUUCGACCUCAACUCAGUUCUUCAAAAUCUAAAAGCUUAUAAUGCUGCCACCGGAAAUCCAACUCCGCCGGAUGAUGAAACGGUCUCCAGCAAGGGAAAAGGCCUCUUACAAUCUAACCGCUGCAAGCGGCGGAGGAUUUCACCUUCCAUGGCUAAAAGAGACGAAACUGAAGAAAGUGAUGGACCCAUGUCUCACCAUGAUUAUAUUCAGAAAAUUAGGAAAGAAGCUAAUUCGAUUGAAGCCUUUGAGGAAUUAACUAAUAAAGUGUUGGAGGGCGAGGGUUCGGCCUCUGGUGGACGAUUGGUGUUGGGGUAUGACAGUGAUGCAAGUAGUGAUUUCUCAGAAAGAGAAGAAACCAAGGAUCCUCUUCCUGAAAGUGCUGGAAAUACAAACAGUGGCAAUGAUGUAAUAAAGGAAAGAAGCUCACAGAGGUUUCCUAUUCCUGGAGAGCCUGUAUGUGUGGUGUGUGGCAAAUAUGGGGAAUAUAUAUGUGAUGAGACUGAUGAUGAUAUCUGCAGCAUGGAUUGCAAAGCUGAGCUUUUGGACAAUCUAAAAAAUUCUCAGGGGCCUCCAACUCCAAGCAACCAAAUAUUAGUCAAGGGACCUAAAUUUCAAUUGCAACUUUCUGAAACUGACACUUGGGAUUUCAACCGUCAUCGCUGGUCAACAAACAGAUCUAUUCUAUCUUCAUAUCAAUGUUGGAAAUGUAAAAAAGCCGGUCAUCUUGCUGAAGAUUGUUUAGUCAUCAUGGAAUCAAAUCCUGAAUCUCAGGCAUCAAGUGUUAUACCUAGGGAUCUUCUUGAACUAUAUAAAAGAUGCCACCAAAUCAGCAAGAAAUCCACAGGGGCCGGAUGUAAUGCCUGCAAUAGUUUGUCUACUUUGGGGGCCUGCCUUGAUUGUAGAAUAACAUUAUGUGAUAGUGGAGGGCAUGUGGUGGAGCAUAUCCAAACACACCCUUCCCAUACCAAGUACUACUCUUUCAAGCUCAACCGUCUUGUUAAAUGCUGUAAAUCAAGUUGUAAGGUGACUGAUAUAAAGGAUCUUCUUGCUUGUCACUUUUGCUUCGAUAAAGCAUUUGACAAGUUUUAUGACAUGUACAACGCAACCUGGAAAGCAGCAGGAAUUUCUAUCAUCGCUGGCUCCAUUUGUUGUGAAGAUCACUUUGCUUGGCAUCGGAUGAAUUGCUUGAAUGCGGGCGUGGAAGAUAGUGCCUAUAUUUUUAAAAAGCACAACAUGCACAUGGGGAGUCAGAAGCGAUCUCAGUUGAGUGAUUUCAUUUUCUAAAACCAUUCAGGAAUGAAAUGGACAAAUGGUGUGGAUGUUGUAAUAUUUUAGAGAAAGAGUUAAUUGAAAGAGAGAAUUUUGAUACUCUUAUUAUUUUGGAUCCAAAAUCAAAUAUUGAACACCGAACUAGUCCUUAAUUUUGAACGUGGAUUGAUUCUCUUAUAUAUGUAUAUGUUUGAAAUCCAA